AGUAGUGAUCAACAAAAUGGGUAUCAACAAGGAAACUAUCAACAAAAUACAACAACUACUAACAUUGCUAGUAAUAAUAACAACAUGGGUAUUUAUCAGCAACAGACCUAUCCUACUGCCACAAAUGUUUAUCCUACUCAACCACAGCAAAAUACUACAUAUGUUCAAGGCAUUACAAGUGAUUAUACUCAAACACCUUCUACCACUUAUCCUGCUUCUACCACUGCGUAUGUUACACCCAGCGGUCAGCAGGCAACCAUGGCAUAUACUCAAUACGGGCAGUAUAAUCCUAAUCAAUCAACAACAACGACACCUUAUCAAUACCCCACCCAACCACAAUACGGAGGGUAUGGUCAAGCUAUACAAUACGCUCAGCCCACAGCUGUUCAAUCAACCAAUCAACCUACUACACAAAUUGCUAUGCAAGCUGUUAGUCAGCCUGCAACUCAACAACCUACAGGACAACCACAAGUUGCAACAACAGGAGCAGAUAAUAAAACAGACAAUGCAGUAGCCCCUGCAUCUAAUUACGGGUAUCAAACAUAUCCUUAUAAUUAUAAUGCUUCUUCAGCUACAGCAACUGCAAUUCAAUAUGCAACUGCCGCUGGACAAAAUCAAACUGUUUAUCCAAUAACUGCUUCGACUGUCGCACCUUAUGGCAGCACUACUGCUAACACUAAAGCUCCUACAACUAAUAGUGCAACCACGCCUGGGACCACUGAUCAAUCUACCCAACAAAAUGCCACGGCCACUUACACAGGAUAUUAUG
Molecule: messenger RNA, 769 nt
Organism: Entrophospora sp. SA101
Lineage: Eukaryota; Fungi; Glomeromycota; Glomeromycetes; Entrophosporales; Entrophosporaceae
Source: the annotation of a GenBank genome assembly